GAACAAACCAGUCAUUUCAGUCAACCCCUUCGUCCAUUGCUGCGAAUAUGAGCUUUAGCCGCGUCCUUCGUUCGUCGGCGUCGUCUGUCGGCGUGCGUCAUGCCAGCUCCCUGUCCGAAGUAUUUUCCUCGGUCCCCACCGGCACGCCUGCGUCGCUCUCCAGCGAAGUCACUGUAGGUAAGACCACCAAGGGCCUCGGGUUGGCGUCGUCGUCGCCGGCGUACGCGACGACGGCCACUUUGGGUGUGGUGUUCAACACUGGUUCCCGCCACGAAACGGCCAAGGAUGCCGGUAUUUCGUUGUUGGCCAGCAAGAUGGCCUUCCGUGCCACGAAGGACCAAUCUGACUUGGCGGUAUUCCGUGACAUCGAAGCGAUCGGAGGUUCCGUGUCUAGCCGCGCCGGCCGCGACUACGUGUCGUGGAACAUCACCGUGGCGCCCGAGUACGUGAACGACGCCGCGGCCAUCUUGGCGGAAUCGUUGUUCGCUCCCCGCCAUGCGGACUGGGACAUCAACACCCAAAAGGAAAAGGUCGCCGUGGACGAAGAACUGUUCCAUGCCAACGCCGUCGAGCUCUUGGUGCAAGGCGUGCAUGCCGCUGCGUUCUACGACAACCGCACGUUGGGUCGCUCUAUCUACGCCAAGGACAACUUGUCCAAGUUGAACUCGAAGCACUUGGAAGCGUUCUAUGCGCACCACGCCACCGCCAGCAACUUGGUGUUGGUCGGCCGCAACAUCGCCCAGGCGUCGUUGAUCGACGUGGCCAACACUUACUUUGCCGACAUCGCUGCCGGUCAAGUGACUGCCACCACCCCCGCCGCGUACGUCGGUGGCGAACACCGCACGGCCGCGUCCUCGUCGCAUGCGUACGUGGCGGUGGGGUUCUCUGCCGGCGGCGCCCUUGUCGGCAAGGACUUGCACACCGCGCACGUGUUGGAGCACUUGCUCACCCAGCGCUCGGGUCCGUUCUCGACGGGUUUCGCCGCCAACUACGCCGAUGCGUCGUUGGUGGGGUUGAGUGGCGUGGCCAAAGCGGGCGACGCGUCCGCGCUUACGUUCGCCUUGCUCAAGGACAUCCAAUCGUUGGCCAGCCAGUCCGUGGCGGCUGCCGAGUUGGAAGGCGCCAAGAAGUCGAGCGGCUUGGGCUACAGCUCGUGGGUUGAGUCCAAGGAUGGGUCGCUCACGCAGCUGGCCCGCUCCGCCAAGACCCAAAAGGCCAUCACCGAACGCGAUGUGCAGCAAGGGUUGGCUGCCGUGACCGCCGCCGACGUCCAGGCGUUGGCCCAAAAGCUGGUUGCGUCCAAGCCGCUGUUGGCGUCCGUGGGAAACGUCGCCGCCGUGCCUCGCUACGACGACAUUGUCAAGAAACUGUAAACAACCAGGACGUGGGAUAUCUAGUACUAGAAAUGAAUAGAUGGCCUUUGUCAUGUGGUUCCGUUACGAAGUUUUUGUUGAUGAGUGGUCACUUCAUACGUAGUAUGAGUUGUAGCUGCCAUAACGUCAAACAGGGUGGAACUUUUGGCCUGCUG
Aphanomyces astaci is the source of this 1528-nucleotide messenger RNA. RefSeq lists its product as hypothetical. NCBI's taxonomy places the organism in Eukaryota, Oomycota, Saprolegniomycetes, Saprolegniales, Verrucalvaceae. The record is from RefSeq and is a predicted model, not a curated record. Gene Ontology annotation, molecular function: metal ion binding. The transcript has a single exon. The coding region runs from base 48 to 1373 and encodes 441 amino acids. Gene Ontology annotation, cellular component: mitochondrion.